CAUUUUUCGUUGGAAAAGUGGAAGAAAGCUCUCUCGUCUAUCUUGUAUAUUCAAUUCCUUAAAAAGAAUGAAAUUCCGUCGCUGCCACCCUCAUAGAUUGGUCUUAAACCCCAUCCCCAUCUUCCAAACAAAGCCCAAACACUUGUACUGCACCUCUGCUAUUCAAGACAAUGACGUCAAAGACUCGCAAUUCAUAGCGACCCUCAGGAACAUCGUUCGAGGAAGGGAAAGCUGGAAAAUCGCUUUUAACGAUCCGUUCAUUUCAACUAAAUUAAAGCCCCACCAUGUUGAGAAGGUCUUGUUGCUUACUCUUGAUGAUACCAGGUUAGCUUUGAGGUUUUUUAACUUCUUGGGUUUGCACAAAAACUUUAACCACUCUACCAUGUCCUUCUGUAUUCUAAUUCAUGCCCUUGUUAAUGCUAAUUUAUUCUGGCCUGCUUCUUCGCUUUUGCAAACGCUUCUACUUCGUGGGGGGUUGGAUCCAAGAGAGGUUUUUGAGGCUCUCUUGGACUGUUUCGAGAAAUGUGACUUCAUUUCUAGUUUGGGUUUUGAUUUGUUGAUUCAGAGUUAUGUGCAGGAGAAGAGAAUGUUUGAUAGUGUUUUGAUAUUGAGGUUGAUGAGGCAGCGUGAAUUGAUGCCUCAAGUUAGGACCUUGGGUGAAGUUUUAAAUGGGCUUGUCAAGAUCAGGCGAGUCGAUAUGGUUUUAGUGUUGUUUGGUGAGAUUUUGAGUAUGGGUAUUAGGCCUGACAUUUAUAUUUAUGUGGCAGUACUUCGAAGUUUCUGUGAGUUGAAGAAUUUUGCCAAGGCCAAGGAAAUGAUUCAGCGAAUGGAUUCUAGCGAUUUGAAUGUAGUGGUGUAUAAUGUGUUAAUUCAUGGGCUAUGCAAGAACAAGAGAGUUUGGGAGGCUGUUGAGAUCAAGAAUGGUCUUAUUCAAAAGGGAUUGACAGCUAGCGAGGUUACUUAUUGUACAUUAGUUCUUGGAUUAUGUAAAGUGCAAGAGUUUGAGGUUGGUGCUGGGGUAAUGGAUGAAAUGAUUGAGUUGGGGUUUGUUCCAACUGAAGCAGCUUUGUCAAGUCUUGUUGAAGGGUUGAGGAGGAAGGGGAAGGUAGUCGAUGCUUUUGAUUUGGUUAACAGGGUGAAAAAAGUUGGGGCGAUGCCUUGUUUAUUUGUCUACAAUGCAUUAAUCAAUUCUUUAUGUAAAGAUGGUAAAUUUGAUGAAGCAGAGUUGCUUUUCAAGGAAAUGGGAGAGAAGGGCUUAUGUGCAAAUGAUGUCACUUAUUCUAUUUUGAUCGAUUCAUUUUGUAGAAGGGGAAAACUGGAUACUGCAAUUCAUUUUCUUGGUAAAAUGAUCAUGGCAGGGAUAAAAAUUACAGUCUAUCCCUACAAUUCCUUGAUAAAUGGUCACUGCAAGUUGGGGAAUUUGAGUGCAGCUGUGUCUUUUUUUGAUGAGAUGAUUGAUAAAGGAUUGGAACCUACUGUGUUAUCCUACACAUCAUUAAUAAGUGGAUACUGCAACAAAGGCAAGUUGCAUGAGGCAUUCAGGCUGUAUCACGAGAUGACUGGGAAGGGCAUUGCACCAAACACGUACACAUUUACCACACUAAUAUCUGCUCUUUUUCGAGCAAAUAGGAUGACUGAUGCUAUUAGAUUGUUUGACGAAAUGUUAGAGCAGAACAUCAUGCCAAAUGAGGUGACUUAUAAUGUUAUGAUAGAAGGACACUGUAAGGAAGGAAACACGGUAAAAGCCUUUGAAUUGCUCAAUCAAAUGGUACAAAAGGGUCUUGUUCCAGAUACAUAUACUUAUAGGCCUAUAAUAAGCAGUCUUUGUUCUAAUGGUAGAGUAUGUGAGGCAAAAAAGUUUAUUGAUGACCUUCACAGAGAGCAUUUUAAGUUAAAUGAGAUGUGUUACAGCGCUCUUAUACAUGGUUAUUGCAAAGAAGGCAGAUUGAGAGAUGCAUUGGGUGUUUGUCGCGAGAUGGUAAAGAGAGGAGUAGACAUGGAUCUUGUGUGUUAUGCUGUACUCAUAGAUGGAACUAUAAAGGAACAAGAUACAAGUGCAGUAUUUGGUCUUUUGAAGAAUAUGCAUGACCAGAGAUUGAGGCCUGAUAAAGUAAUAUACACAAGCAUGAUUGAUGGGUACAGCAAAGCUGGGAGUGUUAAGAAGGCGUUUGGAAUUUGGGAUAUAAUGAUUGAUGAAGGAUGUACUCCAAAUAUUGUGACAUACACAACCCUGAUAAAUGAAUUAUGCAAAGCAGGACUCAUGGAUAAGGCUGAGCUUCUUUGGAAGGAAAUGCUAGUUAGCAAUUCAACUCCAAACCACGUUACUUAUUGUUGUUUCCUUGAUCACCUCGCCAGGGAAGGGAGCAUGGAGAAAGCUGUUCAGCUGCAUAAUGAUAUGCUUAAAGGGCUUUUAGCAAACACUGUUUCCUAUAAUGUACUUGUCCGUGGCUUUUGCAAAUUGGGCAGGGUUGAGGAGGCAACCAAGCUCCUGGAUGAAAUGAUAGACAACGCUAUUUUUCCAGAUUGCAUUACUUAUUCGACAAUUAUAUAUCAGUGCUGUAGAAGGGGUAAUUUAGAUGGAGCUAUUGAAUUGUGGGACACGAUGCUAAAUAAGGGUCUGAAGCCUGAUACACUAGCGUACAAUUUUUUGAUAUAUGGUUGCUGCAUUGCAGGAGAACUGGGAAAGGCUUUUGAGUUGCGAGAUGACAUGAUAAGAAGGGGCGUGAAGCCAAAUCAGGCUACACACAAGGCUCUUAGUCAUGGAGCUUCAAGGAAGUUUUCUAUUUCUACCCACCCAGUUAUGCCUGAAAAUUAGUGGAACGGUGUAUUGUUUCAUGAAAACCUGGCAGAGAUCCUAUGCGAGUGAGAUGGUCUUAAAGAUGGAACGUUGUUCCCGGAGCUUAGGCGCUAAUUAUUAUAUUGCCAAACAGAUAUAGACUUUUUUUCAUGUAGUUUGUAUUAUAGGAUAACCGGUAUGAAGCUGAAAGAAGCUUUGCCAUUUUAUUCAUCAGAAUCUGUCAGUAAAUUUUGGCAGCCCACUGUUCAGGCCCGUCAUAACUUGCAAUGAUUCUUUGUGGAAGCUGUUAUUUUCAUACAAUAACUUAGCUCCAAUAAUUUCUAA
This is a messenger RNA of Populus nigra (black poplar), 3121 nucleotides long. RefSeq names its product putative pentatricopeptide repeat-containing protein At5g59900. The transcript has a single exon. Bases 68 to 2815 code for a protein of 915 amino acids. Gene Ontology annotation, molecular function: protein binding. Lineage: Eukaryota; Viridiplantae; Streptophyta; Magnoliopsida; Malpighiales; Salicaceae. The record is from RefSeq and is a predicted model, not a curated record.